CUCAAGUUCUCUUCCAUGGCCUCUAAAUUCUUCUUCCUGCUAAUUUCUUCAUUUGCCAUCAUGAAAAUGGCAACAGCCGGAGAUCCUAACAUCCUCUCGGACUUUAUAGUCCCUCCAAAUGUCACAGUUGAUGGAAAUUUCUUCACAUUUACUGGCAUGCGUUCGCUUGUUGGAGCAGGCCCUCCCACAGCCGGCCUUAAGGUCUUGAAAGCAAGUUUGGCUGAAUUCCCGGCUCUCAACGGGCAGAGUGUUUCCAUUGCUGUCCUUGAAUUUCCAGCUGGCACCACAAACCCACCCCACACCCAUCCCCGCUCUGCUGAGCUUCUUUUCCUGGUUGAUGGUACCCUUCAAGUGGGGUUCGUUGAUACGACCAACAAGCUAUUUACUCAGACGCUACAAACGGGUGAUACGUUUGUGUUUCCUAAGGGACUUGUGCAUUUUCAGUACAAUGUUGACCCGAAAGCACCUGCGCUAGCGAUUUCAGCUUUUGGAAGCGCAAAUGCUGGACUUGUUUCGAUUCCCAACACUUUGUUCAACACUAGCAUUGACAACAAUGUCUUGGCUUUGUCCUUCAAGACCGAUGUUGCCACCAUUCAACACCUUAAGGCUGGUCUUGCUCCCAAGUCCUAA
Messenger RNA from Corylus avellana, 630 nucleotides. Its product is annotated as germin-like protein 9-3. Gene Ontology annotation, molecular function: manganese ion binding. The record is from RefSeq and is a predicted model, not a curated record. NCBI's taxonomy places the organism in Eukaryota, Viridiplantae, Streptophyta, Magnoliopsida, Fagales, Betulaceae.